Messenger RNA from Pocillopora meandrina, 1673 nucleotides. NCBI's taxonomy places the organism in Eukaryota, Metazoa, Cnidaria, Anthozoa, Scleractinia, Pocilloporidae. The record is from the annotation of a GenBank genome assembly.
AAACGUUAUUUCAAGUUUAGCGUUUCCUUAAACGUCUCUGAAAACAAGCUUCCAUUCAAGAAGCUCUGUUUCUAUAGCUUUGGUGAAGUGUACUCUCAUUUUCUCUUGGUUUUACAAACAGUUGCACUAAUAGUGGAAGUACGCCUUCAACGAGUUGUCCCAUCGUUUAACUCAACUCAGCUCUUGCAAGCUCCAAAAGGACAUUAUGUGGAACUGAAUUUCACCUUGAAGACUUCAUAUCCAACACCAUGCAUUAAUGACAUGUACCUUGAGGUUCGCGAUGGAUAUAACGAGUCUUCUAAUCUCCUCGGUGUAUUUUGUGGGAGGAAUAUUUCUAGUACUGUGCGAUCCAGUGGACAGAACUUGUGGUUGAGAAAAUCAGAUAAAUUCAAUCACGAGUGGUUCCAUAACAAUUUCAGCGGUUCAUACAAUAACAAAACAGCUAAUACAACAGGCAAGUAUUGACUAACUGAAUUUUUAAUAAGCCACUGAAAGACAGUGCAUAUUUUGAGAGUUUUAACUUGAUGAAAGGAAAAUGGCCAUAGCUAAUGCUUCUUGUACUCAACUGCUUUUGUAAUUGCUAAGAAUUCUUUUUUUUUCCAGUCAAACCCAAUCUUGAUAAAGUGGUCGAGACUCAGUUCGUUCUUUUCAAUCAUUCCUCAUCUCUUUGGUGUCCAGCACAAGGUGCACCGGCACCAGUCAUUGUUUGGAGAAAGAACGGCAUUCUGGUACAGAACAGUACAAGUGUACUAUAUCAGCUGAACAUUACUGGAGAAAACAAUGACAAUUACAGCUGUGAGGUGAACACACAGGAUGGUUUUGACAAGAAACGAAUCCAUCUUGUCAUCGAGAGUGAGUUUUAGUUACAAAAAUGUGACUCUUAAUCCAAUCAGACUAGGAGGGAAAUAUAUCGGAAAUUGCAGAGUUUCUAUACAUUGCUGGUAAAAUUAACAAAUCUUUACGCUUUUUAACCUGGCUUCGCACCUAAGAAGCUGACAUAAUAGUUUUGUUGAUCCAGCACUAAAUUCUCUUGCCUUACACUAGAUUGUUAUCGACUGUUACAGGGUAAUUCAGUAUUAUCAACUGAGUUGACAGCGUAAACUGGCCACCGUAAAGAGUUUGAAAGCGGACGAUUCGAGCGUUAGCCCCUCGUCAGAGCGACAGACACAGCACCACAGUUUCUUUAGAAACUAACCCCCUUUAGUAUUGAGUGUUCAUGAGACACCUUGAGGCUUUUUCAGAGGACUCAAAUGCACUCUUGCAGCAAUUCCGGCAAAAGAGAUUGACAGGUAUUCACUAACUUACAUCAACGAUACGAUCUCAACAGCAUAUCUUCUUUUUCUAGGGUGUCCAGAUCCCUGCCGGUGUACCACGGCAGAUGGAAUUAUGUGCGCAGUUACCCACAUUGAAUGCAAAGGAAAACAUUUACAGUCUGUUCCACGUCACUUGCCCUGUUCUACAGAGAAAUUGUAAGCAUAUCAGCUCUUCUUUUGUUUUGGAAGGGUGGGGGGGGGGACGGGAGGGGGGAGGAAUACACAACAACAAGAAAAGGCUUGAAACGUUUGACUUUAAUCAAGGAUACUGAUCCCCUAUUCAGGGAUUUGGAAGACAACCAGAUAGAGGAGCUCCCACCUGGAGUCUUCGAUAACAACACCAAGUUGGCCGUCUUGUAA